Molecule: messenger RNA, 2976 nt
Organism: Rattus norvegicus (Norway rat)
Lineage: Eukaryota; Metazoa; Chordata; Mammalia; Rodentia; Muridae
Gene: Tepsin
Product: TEPSIN, adaptor related protein complex 4 accessory protein
Cellular component (GO): coated vesicle membrane; cytoplasmic vesicle; cytosol
Source: RefSeq, a predicted model, not a curated record
GAACGAUUGGUUGGGGGAACCAGAGAAACGCGACGAUUGGAGGAUCGAAACCUGGCGGAAGCGUGGCAGACUGGGAGGUUACCUGGACCAUGGCAGCCGUUCCGCCGCUGCGAGACCGCUUGAGCUUUCUACAUAGGAGCAAAGCCUGUUUACAGCUCCACUUUGUGGCCCUUGGGAUGAUUGUGGUCCCUCCCAGGCUCUCCUGGGCAGUUUCGGCACCAGUCAGCAUGAGGCCUGCCUGCUUCCAUUCCCUUCAGUGGCUGGGACCUACCCUAUAUAAGACGGCAGCUUCACCAUGGCACUCAUUCCUCUUCAGCUCCCCAUUCUGUUGAAGGGGACCUCAGAUGAUGACAUCCCAUGCCCAGGCUACCUGUUUGAAGAGAUUGCCAAGAUUUCCCACGAGUCACUGGGCAGCAGCCAGUGCCUGCUGGAGUACCUCCUGAACCGCCUGGACAGUAGCUCUGGCCACGUGAAGCUCAAGGUGCUGAAGAUCUUGCUUUACCUGUGCAGUCACGGCUCUUCCUCCUUCAUGCUCAUCCUUAGGAGAAACUCUGCUCUCAUCCAAGAAGCCACAGCUUUCGCGGGGCCUCCGGAUCCUCUUCAUGGAAAUAGCUUGUACCAGAAAGUGCGGGCGGCUGCCCAGGACCUGGGUAGCACCCUCUUCUCAGACGCACUGCCACAGCCUCCCUCCCAGCCGCCCCAGAUCCUGCCUCCUGCAGGCAUGGGCGCCCAGGCCAGGCCUCAUAGUGCUCUACAAGGCUUCGGUUAUACUAAGGAGAGCAGCCGGACAGGCUCUGCAGGUGAAACCUUCCUCUCCACCAUCCAGAGGGCCGCAGAGGUAGUGGUGAAUGCUGUGCGUCCUGGGCCUGAUAAUCCUUGUACCAAGGGACCCCUGCCACACGGUGAUGCCUACCAGCCUGCAGUGACACCUUCAGCUAGCCACACACAUCCCAACCCCGGGAAUCUCCUCCCUGCGGCUAUCCAGGGGACCAGAGCUGUGAAACACCAGCCCGGGCAGGCUGGAGGAGGCUGGGAUGAGAUGGACAGCAGUCCUAGUUCCCAGAAUUCCUCCUGUACCAGCAACCUGAGCAGGGCCUCAGACUCAGUCAGUCGGUCUGGCAGUGAUAGCCACUCUGGUGCCAGCCGGGAGCCAGGCGACCUGGCAGAGAGGGCUGAGGGCAUGGCCCCAAAUGACUGCCAGCAAGAACUGAAUCUAGUGAGGACUGUGACACAGGGGCCACGUGUCUUCCUGAGCCGUGAGGAGACGCAGCACUUCAUCAAAGAGUGCGGCCUGCUCAACUGUGAGGCUGUGCUGGAGCUGCUCCUCCAGCAGCUGGUCGGGACCAGUGAGUGUGAGCAGAUGAGGGCACUGUGUGCCAUAGCGUCCUUUGGAAGUGCUGACCUCCUUCCUCAGGAGCACAUUCUCCUCCUGUGCCGACAGCAGCUGCAGGAACUUGGUGCAGGCAGCCCUGGGCCUGUGACCAACAAAGCCACCAAGAUCCUGAGACACUUGGAAGCCUCCUGUGGACAACAGUUCCCUACCCUAAGGCCCUGUGCCCAGCCCAACUCUGCAGCUGCUGUUGUGGGCCCAGCUGAUCUGCUGACCAGCCCUGUGCCUCCCCCUGGGAGCCAAGUCUUCCUCCAGCCUCUUAGUUCCACCGCAGUUGUGCCCAGGAGUCCUGUGCCCACUCCAUCUCCAGAUACCUUACCUCCUGCUCUGCAGGAUCCCGGUGAGCUCAGAACCCAAUUGGUAUGUUCUAGUGAACCAGGGACAGGAUCUGAACAGAGGCUGGAGAACACAGACACCCCAAAGGAUAGCUCCAGUCCGUGUCCGUGGAGCCCCAACUCUCUGUUUGCUGGCAUGGAGCUGGUAGCUUGCACCCGCCUGCCCUGCCCCAGCUUCCAGGCAGAUUUGCAGAAGGUGACCACAGAGCCUCCAGUUUCAGAGCCAUCCGCUUUUGCAUUUUUAAACAUGUGACUUUCUGGGCCCCGCUGUACAGAGUCCCCCCUGGCCCUCAUAUGGAGUUCACCAUGGAGUGUUCCGUGGGUGUCUUCUGGCUGUUCUUUUGCCCCUCUGGCCCCUUCCUUUCACCUAGGAAACUGGUACAGCGGUCUUUGAGCCAGGUGAUCCCUGGAUGGACCUCCCAGUGCUCAGAACAGUCACUGAAGAAGACAUAUGGGCCCUGAGUGCUAACCAGCCAACCUGGAAGUGUGAAAAAUAUGGUCAACUAGUGCCUCAGAAGAUGUCUGCACAUCCACUGCUUCUUGGGAAGUGACUCUGGCCAUGCCCCUGAGAUUGACUUCUCUCCUCCUGGCAAGACCCACACAGACCUUCUUAGCAGUCUGUCCAUAGCUGAAGACCGCCUCAGAGGUUUCCCGCUUUGUGCAGUACAUCUGCAGGGCAGUACUUCCCCAGGGCUGCUGACCACAGUCCCUCUGCCCCAUGCUGCUCUGUCUCUAGGAGGCUGAACACUGAGGCCAACUCCCAGGCUACCUCAGUCCCAGGCGGGCCUGUCCCAUUGCUAGGAGCUGGCAACGAUCGUAUGGACUUGAACUCCUAUGGUGACAGAUGGCAGGUAGCAAGGCUGCAGCUGGGUACCCUGGGCAAGCCUUGUUGGGCUGACCCUCAGAAAUGAGCACUUGAUAAGGGUUAGAAACACUGACUUGGUUCACAGUUAUGUUCUGAUCUCCUUUCCUUCCUUAUGGAGGUCAAAUUAGCUGGGAGCGACAGCCUUGAGGACAGGGUGCUGGAAAGGUGCCUGUGGCCCAGAAGGCCUCGUUCUCAGCUUCCUCAGCCAAGUGCCCUGUGGCCAUUGCCAGUGUCAGCCCCUGUGGGGCCCAACUCUGGAUGCACAACUUGCCACAGUUUUCUCCAGCACACGGGAGAGUCUCGUCUAGAUGAACCUUCCUGUCCAUCUCAGAAGAGCCUGUGAAGCUGCGCCAUGCACUUUCUCAAUAAAUGCAGAUGUUUACACA